Molecule: messenger RNA, 3747 nt
Organism: Symbiodinium sp. CCMP2456
Lineage: Eukaryota; Dinophyceae; Suessiales; Symbiodiniaceae
Source: the annotation of a GenBank genome assembly
AUGUCUGAGAACGAUGCCCUGCCUGUCCUCCUGGGACAGCAUCCCGUUCGCGACCUGCAGGACAUCGAGAAAGGGCAGCUCUGCAAACAAGAGCUGCAGCCCUCGGAGAACGACAUCGCAGUUGUGACCACGCACUUGAAGUACUGCGAGAAGGUCGUGUUGAACUUUGGCCUCGUCUUCGCUUUGGCCCAGGGAGCAUCGACCCCAGCGAUUGCCUGGUUCAUAGCCGAUGCUGUCGACGCUCUGCAAGCCCGUGAUCCUGCCAAUGUGAUGAAGAGGAUGGGUCCCAUCCUCAUCAAAAUUGGAGCGAUUGCGCUCAUUCAGUUUCUGUUUGGCUUCCUGUGGCAAAGUUGCCUCGCCUGGGCAGCUGCUAAGCAGUCCAAGCGUUGGCAUGUCAGCUUCGUGGGAGUCCUUCUCUCCUUGGAUGUCAGCUGGUAUGAUGAGCAUGAGCCGGCAGGAGUCGCAGCCAAGCUGGAGGCAGACAUUACCAAUGUGCACUUCUUCAUGUCGAAAACGCUUGGCUUUCUCAUCGCUAGCUUCGCGCAGUUCAUGGGCGGCUUGGUCUUUGCCAUGAUCACAGGCUGGCAGCUUGCGCUGGUGGUCUGUGGAACGAUCCCGAUACUGCUGUUCUUCGGCCAUCUCCUGGGCAAGGAGAUUGCGCAGCAGAUGAUCGACCAGCAGAGGGACUUCGCCCAGGCCUCCACGGUUGCAGAGGAGUCCUUCAUGGCCAUCCGUACCGUCGCGGCCUUCGGCGGGGAGGGAAAGGCAACUGCACGUUUCGAGAAGGAGCUUCAGUCGGCGAAGAUGGGAGGGAUCCGCGCCGGAGCCAAGAUCGGAUUUGCAGGAGGCGGCCUCAACCUAUUCUACUCCUGCUUUUUGGGGCUACCUCUCUUGUUCGGUGCCCACUACCUCUUGUCUCACAACGACGUCAACAAAACCGGCAUGGUCACCGUGAUCUUCGCCAUGUGCGUUGCAGUGUCCGGGCUGAUCUCCUUCAGUGGCUUCCUCCCAAUCCUGGCCAAGGCAGUCGCAUCUGCAAAGGCCAUGAAGCAGAUGAUGGCGGCGGAGCGCGUCAUCGAGCCCCCCUUGCACAUUAUGGGAGAACUGCCCGAUCAGCUUCAGACCAUCGACACCAUUGAGUUUAAGAGCGUGAGCUUCCGGUACCCGACGAGGCCGGAGAAGUGGGUUCUCCAGAACUUCAGCUUCCGAGUGGAGAAGGGUCAGAAAAUCGCCCUUGUGGGGGAAAGCGGCUGCGGUAAGAGCACCACGAUCCAACUUCUGGAGCGCUUCUACGACCCCUGCGGGGGCGAGGUGUUGGUGAACGGGAUCCACCUUUGCAAAGUCCCGGUGAAGGCGUGGCGGCAGCUCAUCGGCUACGUCGGCCAAGAGCCCGUGCUCUUUGCCACGAGCGCGAUGAAGAACAUCAAGGCAGGCGACGACUCCAUCAGCGACGAGCAGGUCAUGGAGGCCGCCAAAGGAGCACAAAUUUACGAAACGUUGAUGGGGCUGCCAGACAAGUUCGAGACCUUUGUUGGAGCUGGCGGUGGCUUGUUGUCCGGCGGCCAGCGACAGCGGCUUGCCAUUGCACGUGCUUUGGCCAAGAACCCCCAGAUCUUGCUCCUGGAUGAAGCGACCUCAGCCCUGGACAAUGAGUCGGAGCGCAUGGUCCAGGAGACCUUGGAUUCUCUCCUGAACCAGAAUGGGCAGAGCAUCACAACCGUCUCCAUUGCCCACCGGCUCACAACAAUCCGGAGCUCAGACAUCAUCUACGUCUUGAAGGAUGGGAGCUGUUGCGAGCAGGGCUCCCAUGAAGAGCUCAUGGAGGUACGCGGGGAGUACUACAACAUGGCCAAGCUCCAGGCAGAUGAAAAUGAAGAGAAUUCCAACGAGGCGAUGAUCCAAAACGCUCAGAGCGAAGCAUUUGAAAGGAAGGCUGUCAUGCUGAAUUCUUGUACGCAGAGCAGGACGCCCCGAAGUCUCCUGGAGACGGCGAAUGAAGAGGGAGGUGCUCCCGGGAGAAUCUGGCGGCGUCUCUUCCGCUUCACGACUGGGCACUGGUGGGUUUGGCCCGCUGCUUUUGUUGUCGUCAGUGCCGGAGCGCUGGCUAUGCCGCUCGAAGCGGUCUAUUUCAACAUCGCCCUCAAUGCUUUGCAAAUUGAAGAUCAUGACGUGAUGUUAUCCAAGCUGGAUGCGGCCAUCGAGGGUCUGAUGCUGGUUGGCUUGGGCUUUGGAGUGGUGGGAUUUUGUCAGAACUGGCUCUUCAUCUACAUGCAGGAGUGUCUGUGUCUGAUCCUACGUACAAAAGCCUUUCAAAGCCUUAUCCGCAUGGAGAUGGCCUUUUUCGACGCCCCAGAGAAUCAGACUUCCAGCAUUCUUGUGUCCCUGGAAAGGCACAUGUGCCGUGUGGGGCAGAUGCUCGGCACACAGCUGGGACUCUCCACGAUCGGAGUUCUCACAUGCCUCGUCAGCGUGAUCAUCAGCUUCGCUGGCUCUUGGGUGGUGGCUCUGAUCCUCCUGGGCCUCCUGCCCAUAUGUGGUCUCAUCAUGAUGCUUGUGGCCCGCUUUGCCUCGGGUGUGGAUCCGCAGGUGGAGGAGACUCACGCUACGGCGGGGAAGUUCACCGCGGAGGCAGCGACCGCGAUUCGCACCGUGAGGGCGCUCGGGGCCGAGGAGCACACGCUCGCAAUCCUCAGGGACUCCAUGGAUUAUGUCUGUCGGUCGAAAGCCGCGAAGUCUUGGAAGAUGGGAGUCUCUGUCGGCCUUAACCUGAUGCUGCCGCAGGUGAUCAACCUGGUCAGCUUCUGGAUUGGAGGAAUCAGCGUGCAGUUCUGGAGCUUCGACUCGCAGCAGGUGUUGAUGACCGUCUUCUGUAUGCUUUUCGGGACGAUUUCCGUGAGCCUCGUGGCUCAGCACAUCCCUGACUCUGCUUCAGGGUAUCAUGCAGCCAUGCAGGUUUUCCGCCUCAUCGACCAGGUCUCCGAGAUAGAUGCCACGAAGUCGGAAGGCUGCGAGACUCUGGGGGAUGGCGCCAUUGAGUUCCGCAAUGUGCACUUCUGGUAUCCCCACCGCCCCGAAGUGAGGGUGCUCAGGAAGCUCUCCCUGACCAUCGAGAAGGGCCAAUCGGUGGCCCUCUGUGGGGUUUCCGGCAGUGGGAAAUCCACGAUAGUUCAGCUCUUGCAGCGCUUCUACGACCCUCAAGCCGGUGUGAUCCGAGUGGGUGGCCAGGACUUGCGCGACCUCGAUAUCGCAUUCUGGCGACAGCAGCUGGGCUUCGUCGGCCAGGAGCCCAUGCUUUUCGAUAUGUCCCUGGAAGAGAACGUGAAGUACGGCUACCCCGAGGCCACAGACGAAGAGGUGCGGGAAGCAGCGAGGGCGGCCAACAUGGAUUAUGUUCUGUCGGGUGCCGUGCAGUGGACGGAUCGAAUCGGCCUGCGUGGAGAGAAGCUCUCAGGCGGUCAGAAGCAGCGCUGCGCCAUCGCCAGGGCCCUGCUUCGCAAGCCUCAGUUCAUGCUCUUCGACGAGGCAACCUCAGCCUUGGACUCUGUUUCGGAAAGCGUCGUGCUGCAGGCGAUGAAGGCGGCCAGGGUCGGCAAGACAACCAUUACCGUGGCUCACCGCUUGUCGACCAUCCAGAACGUGGACAAGAUCUUCGUACUCUGCCACGGAAGGCUUCUUGAGUCAGGUACUUACCAGGAGCUCAUCAACAUGGAUGGCAGCUUUGCAAAGCUGGCAGCUCGCAGUUUGUGA